AUGAAGUCGCUGACAAUCUCUGUGAAAUCAGAGGCUGUUGUUCGAGGACUACCGUCAUAUGCUUCAUGGAUGGAUCUCACGGAACUGCAGGGUCAACUGCCCCUUCACUUGACCAAUAUGAAGCCCUUUGAUCAACCCUAUCACCUGGUUCUAAUGCGUGAUGGAUGCUUUCUUGAGGAUAGUUAUCAGAAACAUUCUUAUACAAAGCUGCUUAGCAAGGCCAUUCAUGAAAACUGCAUCACAAAGAUUAGCAUAAGCAGUAGUGUAAACAACAAACGAAUAUGGAAGUAA
Messenger RNA from Lactuca virosa, 291 nucleotides. Lineage: Eukaryota; Viridiplantae; Streptophyta; Magnoliopsida; Asterales; Asteraceae. The record is from the annotation of a GenBank genome assembly.